Paramecium octaurelia is the source of this 1784-nucleotide messenger RNA. Lineage: Eukaryota; Ciliophora; Oligohymenophorea; Peniculida; Parameciidae. The record is from the annotation of a GenBank genome assembly.
UAUGCUAUCUAGAUAUAACAUUAAUGGGCGUACAAUUUAAGAAGAAAAGUUAUUAUCUGAAGGUGGAUAUGGUUACAUACUGAAAGCAAUAGAUGUGAAUACAAAGGAGGUGUUUGCUUUGAAAAAAUCUUAUUGUUAAGGAGAAGAGAGAACCAAAGUAGCAAGAAACGAGUUGGAAAUUAUGGUAUGACAAAUUCAAAUUUUAUCUAGAAACGAUUGCCAAGACAUCCAAAUUUGGUCAAUUUCAUAGGAGGCACAUUUAUUUAGGAUAAAGGACAGCAAGUAUGUUUGAUUCUAAUGGAAUUUUGUGGAGGUGGAAGUUUAUUCGAUUUGAUGGCUAAAGAUCCAAAUUCAAGAUUUCCAGAAGAGCAGCUUUUGGGUUACAUGAAAGUAUUAAUUGACCAAUCUAAAUCUUACUAGGAAAUCACUUAAGGUAUAAAGUCAUUGCAUACUUUACAACCACCGAUGACUCAUAGAGAUAUAAAAAUAGAGAAUGUGUUAUUUUAAAAUGGAAGGUGUAAAUUGUGCGAUUUUGGUUCGGCUAGUACCCAAAGAGUAGACUUAAGGUUAGAUUUAUAAUCUAUUUAUCCUAGUCAAAUAAGACAGUCUGAUUUCGUAAUUUAUGAAGAAGAAUGGGAGAAAAACACAACAUUAAUGUAUAGGCCUCCAGAAAUGGCUGACCUAUUUUUGAGAUACGAGGUAGGAGAGAAAGCCGAUGUUUGGAUGCUAGGAUGUGUAUUAUACACUUUGUGUUUUUUCAUUCAUCCAUUUUAAGAGAGUUCAAAAUUAGCAAUUUCUACUGCCACAUACAAUAUACCUAAGUAGCAUAGAUAUUCAGAUAAAUUGAUUGAUUUUAUUAGACUUAUGCUUACUCCUGAUCCAAAAUUAAGACCCUCUAUUUUUGAUGUUGAAAGAAUUCUAGCUUAAUUUCAUUCAUUACCCUACAUAUAAUUGAAUGUAUUAGUUUGAAGCAAAUUUUAGGCCUAAGCAAUAGAAAUUAAAAAUAGAGAGCAGAAAUUGGAAUAAGAAAUGGAAUAAUAUAAUAAAAACAGUUUCAAAGUGAAAAAAUUUGAUGGCGAUAUUCCAAUAGAUGAAUUAAUGAACCUAUAAAAAAAGAUAUAAACAGAAAAGUCUCAAGUGAAAUAACCACAAUAAUAAAUUCGAUAACCUUAGCAAUAAUAUGUAUAGAGGUAAUAAGUGUAGCAAUAAUAACAAUCAAAAUUAUAGUAAUAGUAAUUUCAGCCAUUCUCUGAAUUUAAUUAAUAGUAAUAAACAUCAUAAUCAAAAUCAUAAUAGGAUAUAUUUGCUCAAUUCAAUAACCCUUAAUAAUCUUUUAGUAACAACAAUGCUUGGGGUAAUUCCAAUCAAUGGACCACUUAAUAAUAAACAAAUGCAUAAGGCUUUGAUAAUUUUGGAUUUGUUUAAACAUCUCACUCACCAAGUCCAAAUCCAUUUUAAUGGGAUUCCUAAUUCAAUUAACCUUAAUAAUAAUAAUAAUAAUUCUAAUAAUAAUAAGUUCAACACCUAUAAAUUAAUUCAUUUUCAACAUCUCCAACUAAUAGUGCAUGGGACGUUACUACCAACAAUACUGAGCAGUCUCAUUAAUCAACUCAACCAUCUAUGAACUUCUGGAAUGGAAAUAGUUAAUAAUAAUUUGGAGUUCAAACUACAUAAAUCUAAUCUUAAUAAUUACCAGUCAUUCAACAAUAAGAAACCAUUGAUUUGAUAGGAUUAAACGAUCCACCUUAAUAAUAGUAUGAUUUAUCCAAUAUAAUAUUAUGACC